GAGGGGUUCAGAGGACAGGAUAAAGAACAAGGACGAUGUAUACCUUCUGGAAUGCUUCCUGAGUCCCAAGACCUACUAUGUCUUUUCCUGGAGAAGUACAGCUCCUCUCUGGUGCUGCCUCAGUUUCCAAAAUCAAGUGGUAUGCUUUAACCUGUAGCGAGCCCUAUCCAGCAAAACUUUCCCAGGAUUGGCAUGGGCCAGACCAGGCACUGAACGUGAGCCUGGAGUAGAGCAGUAAAGGUGAUAACUUUGUCCUUCAUGAGACCAAGGAAACGUUUUUUUACCAGGAUGCUAUUGUGAAGCUGGAAGGGAGGAAUGCCCUGAGGACAGAGUCUAGCCUUCCACAAGCAGACCAGCUGGGAAGGGAAGGAACAGGCCUUGAGAGUUUGGAGGUAGUGGUUCGUGAAGGAUUAAGGAGGGCUGACUCUCCUGAUUUCUGUGCCUGGAGUGCUUGAAGCUGAUGGCAGAGCUGUGGAAAGAUGUAGGCAGGCUGCCGGGCAUACCUGAGGGUGUGCACAGAUCCUGAGGGAGCUGAAGUGUGUGCUAGUUUCUCUUGGAAGUCUUCCUCCAGGCUGCCCUGGGUUUCUGAGGUAAUGCCAUAGAGUCUCCUGUUAUUUGAGUGGGUCCUGGGACAUUUGGUGGUCCUAAAGACACUUGACUUUGACCCCAAUGAAAUAGUGCAACAGCUUCCCCUAAGCAUCUGGGACAGUGGUUCUCAACUUGUGGGUGUAGCUCCCUAGGGGGUUGCAUAUUAGAUAUUUACAUUAUGAUUCAUCACAGUAGCAAAACUAGUUAUAAAGUAGCAAUGAAAUCAUUUUUGGGGGGUCACCACAAUAGGAAGAUCUGUGUUGUCGCAUUAGGAGGGGUGAGAAGCACUGGGAGGAGGACGUGCGGGUACAGGCAUUGUGGCACUGUGUGUCGUACUCAGUAUACACGUCUUAUUUGUCAGAGAGGAAGUGAGGGGUAGGCGCUGGGGCCGCCUCUUUGUCCAUCGGGACAGUGGUGGUGCCUUCGUUGCAUCUUGUUCUGCUGUACCUCCAAGGAGGGGCAUUUUUUUUUCUUUUGCUCCUCCUCUGCUUCCUCCUCCUGGUGAUUGCCAUUGACACAGACUUCCGCUGCCAAAGCUAAUUGUGAGGUCUGAUCAGUGAAUGAAGGCAAAGGCAGUUCCCAUGACAACCUCAAAGAGUUUCAAAUAUAGAGGAUGAUGUAUGUGUGAUGGGCUGCAAUUACUUGGGUGGAAACUGAUGUGUGGACACCGGGAAACAUAGGCUCCGAGGGUGGAGGGGGUGCUAGGUUUCUUUGACAGGAUCCUUUGUGUGAUGGAGAGGGAAGGGGGUCACAGGUCUCACCUCACAGUCAAUUCCUAGUGCCUUCAGUAUUGGGUGCUCUGGGGAGGCAGGACAUGUAUAUGUACGCAGAGACAAACCGCAGGUGGUGCUGUGGACUGGCAACAAGCUGAGGUACCCAGAGAAGGCAUCCCGGAGGAUGUGGGCUUCAACUGGACAAGGACGGAAAAGCCCUGUGCAGAAGUACCGUGUGCAGGACAAGGCAAGGAAGAGAAGAGACCUGUCUCUAGUCCCCUGUCACCUCUGGAGGAGGUAGAUGGACUUGAGCGUUGCAGGACUAUCCGUAGCAGCUCUGGAGUGUGCCACUGCAAGUGACACGACAGGAAGAGCCUUGCUGGGUCGCUGUAGCUGUUUGAUCUUGGGCAAGGUGUGUAGAACGCUAUUGUUUCCCAUCCGUAGAGUGGGUAUGGAAGACUCCUGGAAUGUUGGUGAUUUGAGAUUUAAAUAAGAUGCUUUGUGCUGUGUCCCCCUUUGUGGGGCGUCACGAGGCUUGGUGCGCGGUUCAUCUGCAGUCUUCCUUCCCCAUGGUGUCUAGGCAUGCCUGAGUUCCUGUUCGUCUGUGUGCAGUGUGGUUUGUGGAUAGCCAUGGUCUUGAGAUUUUCAGUGUUUCCAGCAAGUGAGCCCAUUUACCUCUGUGGCCCCACUCCUGCAGUCAGAACGGAGGAAACUGGGAGACCCCAUGGAAGACGGGGGACGGAUCGUUGUCCUUAUGCAGAGGAAUCCCACGUGCCUCUGAGUUGGUCACAGUGAGACCCAUAUGGAGAAAGAGGGGCAUAUAGAGAUGAGAACGCUGUCAGGUGGGAACCGAACUGUCCUGGCAUCAUGUACCUCUCAAGAAGUAAGGUAGCCAGAGUGGGAUGAGAAAGGGAGCGAGCAGACUGCCUUGAAGGCCACAGGCUCCCGUGGUUUAGCUAAGGGCUGCUGGAGGGCAGGGUGGGUGUCUGAAGUUGGAGGAGCACAGAGUUAGCCCAAGGAGAUGGGGUAAACUCAGCUCCAGAGUUCCCAUAAACUAUGAGAAAGAGGCCUGCUGGUCCUUUCCAGGAGAGUGGAUGCCACCCCGCCCCUCCCCCGCUCCCCAGGCUUUAGGGACCUCACACCAUCUCAGUGCCCAGCCUCCCCGCUACUCCACACUCCCGAGGUAGAACGCAGCUCAGCACAUUCCAGUUCUGUGUAGAGCCUAGGAAAAGCGGGGAAGAUGGCCCCACCCACGUGGGGAACGACAGUAAAUAAAAUAACUGCUCCGAUGUGCUGGCUCCAGAAGAGGCGGUGUGCUGUUCUCCAGGCCAGGGAGGACCUGGCAGAGGGGAGGCACUGUUUGGAUUCAGCCUUGCAGUGCUUUAGCGUGCGGGGGAGGGGUCAGUCAGGAAGCAGCAUAGAGAAGAGUGAAAACAUUAGUGUUCUCAGAUCUCUUUGACAGGAAGUGGUCACUUUAAGUGACCCAGUUGUCUAUUUCCCUAGGCUUGACAGAAAGGGGGCUACAGAGGACAGGAAGGGUCUGGGUUUGAAUUCCAGCCCACCAAGUUUGAAGGGCAAAUUGUUCAGCAUCCUAAGAGUCUUCCUUCUGCACAAGGCUGUGUGUAGAGAGGGUAAAAUGAGAUGAUACUACAGGGUGGUUGGCCCGGGGCCUGUGCGUAGCAGGGGGCUGAUCACUGUGGCAGCCGGAGUAGUAGCUGUAUUAAUUGAUACUCUCGGAGUUGUGUUUGUCUCUGUGGGGUGCAUGGGUAUGUAACACAGGGUUUAGGGAACCAGGAGAAAGGAUUCAUUUAUGCUGGUCAGUAAUGUGAGUUAAAAGACACAAACACAGCCCGGCGGUGGUGGGCCUUUAAUCCCAGCACUUGGGAGGCAGAGGCAGGUGGAUUCGAACCAGGCAGUUCCAGGCCAGCCUGGGCUACGAAGCAAGUUCCAGGAUAGCCAGGGCUGUUGUGUUACACAGAGAAACUGUGUAACAAAAACAAAACCAAACCACAAAAGACACACUCAGUUUGUCACCUGAAGUCAUGAUUUAGGACAUGGUCCCUUACCUUAUCUUGUCAUCUGCCCGCCUUCCUGCUCUGAGAAGGACCUAGUAAGACUGCCCUUUGUCCCACAGGGGAAGCAAGUGUGCCCCCCCCCCCCAAGCCGCCUCACCAGAGGCAGGCUUGCCCUCCUCCUAAGGCAGCUCUUCUGGUUCUGAGUACCCCCUGGGGACCCUGGGGGAGCACAAUUAUGCAUUUGUGGUGGAGUGGGUAAUAGAGCGAGUCACUGGAGCAGGGGCGGGGCGCUCAUCUGUGAGUCACUUCUCUCAGGCCUCAGCUUAUUCAUCUGUGAGAAUGAGAAUGAGAAAGCACCCUGAGCUCUGGCAGAAACGUAACGUGCUGCCAGGCAGCAACACCUACCUGGUGUCGGUCAGGCCUGAGCCAUCUCAGGCCUCACAGCUGUAUGAAAUGGCUGCUGGUUCCAUUCUGCCAAUGAGCAAAGAGAGGCUAAGAGUGGUAAGUUACCACGGGCUGGGGACGGGAUAUGUGGGUACUAAAGUGUAUGUGAGUGAGGUCAGGUGCCUGGGGUAUCUGGGAAUUACUACAGGAAUGUGGAUUGCUAGGACUUUGCUAUCCCCCUCAACCUUUUAGUCUCCUGGCCCUUGCACUUUUGGUAUGCUUGAUUGGAGUUAGGGUACUAGACUGGAAUUCUUGGGGUCUGGGAGCCCGGGGAGGUUUCGGAAGGGGCACCUGGUGAAGCCUCUCCAGGAGAGACUACCGUAUGAGGCAUGUUUCAGCAGCGGUCUGGAGUGAUCUUAGGGUAGUAAAGUGGGUGCCAGGGAGGGCACAGCUGACUUGUGGGAGCAUAGGAAGUAUGGGCUAUAGCCCAUUUUCCCGAGUGGGGUGCAAGAGGGCAGGGCAGUAGAGCUCAGUAGGGUGGUAUGGUCUUCAGGGAGGACAGACCUGGCAGGGAGUUUGAGCUCCGCUGAGUUCUAGCGCUGUCACCUUUGGUAAGUUACUCCAUGCCUUUGCAGUCUGCAGAGCGGGUGCGUGCGUGUGCGUGCGUGCGUGUGUGUGUGUGUGAGAGAGAGAGACACAGACAGACAGACAGACAGACAGACAGAGACAGACAGAGAGACAGAGAGAAGCGCUGCCCUGGAUUCUCCCUGGAGGACAAGCUCUUACUUUGAUCUUGGCCGGCUGGAGAGUGGCCGGUUUGGAGUACCACCUACUCCUCACCCCUACGUUGCACGUUCCACUGUACUCCAGGUGCACCCACUGGAGGUGCAGGGAAGGCCUUGUGCACAUCGCCUGGCGGGGAAUGCCGCGGGAUCCCCGGCCUGCCUGGGAAGCAGCCCUUGUGGCUAUGGCUUCCACGACCAAGGCCCCCGCCUGGCUGCUGGGCAGGUCCUUAGCGGGGAGGGCCGGGCGCGGGAUUGGCUGGCGUGUGCGCCGCCCCCUCGCACACCAGCCUGGCGGGGCGGGAGCAGCCGGCAGCUGGCCGCCGCCUCUGCAGUGCCUCCCUCGGUGCGCUCCCUCGGCGGGGAUAAUGGGAGGCCCGGCGGCGGCCGAUGCAGUAGAGGAGGCCGGCCGAGGUGGAAAUAAAGGCUGGUGAAGGAGCAGGGCCUUGGGCACAAGGGGCGACUGUCAAGACAGGCUCAGAGCUCAGCCCAGUUGAUGGACCUGUUCCAGGUCAGAUGGACUCAGGGCCAGUGUACCAUGGAGAUUCAAGGCAGCUAAACACCUCAGGGGCGCCGGUCAAUGGUGCUAGAGAGCCCGCCGGACCCAGUCUGCUGGGAGCUGCAGGUCCUUGGCGGGUAGACCACAAGCCCGACUGGGACGCUGCCUCAGGCUCUGCUCACACUGCUCGUUUGGAAGAUGCCCACGACCUGGUGGCCUUUUCGGCCGUGGCCGAAGCUGUGUCCUCUUAUGGGGCCCUUAGCACCCGGCUCUAUGAAACCUUCAACCGUGAGAUGAGUCGUGAGGCUGGGAACAGCAGGGGCGCCCGACCUGAGAGCUGUUCUGAGGGCAGCGAAGACCUCGACACGCUGCAGACAGCCUUGGCCCUUGCGAGGCAUGGCAUGAAACCACCCAACUGCAACUGCGAUGGCCCAGAGUGCCCCGACUACCUCGAGUGGCUGGAGGGGAAGAUCAAGUCUGUGGCCAUGGAGGGAGGGCAGGAGCGGCCCAGACUCCCAGGCACUCUGCCUCCUGGUGAGGCUGGCCUCCCAACCCCAAGUACCAGACCACUCCUUAGCUCUGAGGUCCCCCAGGUACCUCCCCUGGAGGGCCUGCCUCUGUCUCAGAGUGCCUUGAGCAUUGCCAAGGAAAAAAACAUCAGCCUGCAGACAGCCAUCGCCAUUGAGGCCCUCACACAGCUCUCCUCUGCCCUCCCUCAGCCUUCCCAGUCCACCUCCCAGGCGUCCUGUCCACUCCCUGAGGCCUUGUCCCCUUCUGCCCCUUUCAGGUCUCCCCAGUCCUACCUCCGGGCCCCCUCAUGGCCUGUGGUUCCCCCAGAGGAACAUCCAUCCUUUGCUCCCGAUAGCCCAGCCUUUCCUCCAGCAACUCCAAGAACUGAGUUCCCCGAAGCAUGGGGUACUGACACACCUCCAGCAACUCCCCGGAACUCCUGGCCUGCGCCCCGCCCGAGCCCUGACCCUAUGGCUGAACUGGAGCAGCUAUUGGGCAGUGCCAGUGAUUACAUCCAGUCAGUAUUCAAGCGGCCCGAGGCCCUGCCCACCAAGCCCAAGGUCAAGGUUGAGGCCCCCUCUUCCUCCCCUGCCCCGGCACCAUCCCCUCUUUCCCAGAGGGAGGCUCCCUUGCCCUCCCCAGAGCCUGAUGCCCACCAGAAGGCCCAGACGGCACUGCAGCAGCACCUCCACCAUAAGCGCAGCUUGUUCCUGGAGCAGGCCCAUGAUGCCUCCUGCCCUGCUCCCACGGAGCCUCAGGCUCCUGGCUGGUGGGCCCCACCAGGCUCACCGGCCCCACGACCUCCUGACAAACCACCCAAGGAAAAGAAGAAGAAGCCCCCUACCCCAGCUGGAGGUCCUGUGGGAGCUGAGAAAACCACCCCUGGGAUCAAGCCCAGUGUCCGAAAGCCCAUUCAGAUCAAGAAAUCCAGGUCCCGGGACAUGCAGCCUCUCUUCCUGCCUCUCCGGCAGAUUGUUCUGGAAGGGCUAAAAUCCCAAGCCUCAGAGGAUGUGCAGGCACCUCCGCCUGCCCAGCUCCCUGCCCAGCCUCCCGCCUCCCAGGGUGCUGCCUCCCAGAGCUCUGCUGCCCCUCUACCCCCAGAACCUUCUCUUGCGCUAUUUGCACCUAGUCCCUCUGGGGACAGCCUGCUGCCCCCUACUCAGGAAAUGAGGUCCCCCAGCCCUAUGACAGCCCUACAGCCAGGCUCCACCGGUGGCCCCCUUCCUCCUGCUGAUGACAAGCUGGAAGAGCUCAUCCGGCAAUUUGAAGCCGAAUUUGGGGAUAGCUUUGGGCUUCCAGGCCCUCCUUCGGUGCCCAUUCAAGACCCUGAGAGCCAAUCAACAUGUCUCCCAGCUCCAGAGAGCCCUUUUGCCACCCGCUCCCCCAAGAAGAUCAAGAUUGAGUCUUCGGGGGCUGUGACUGUACUCUCGACCACCUGCUUUCAGUCGGAGGAGGGCAGCCAGGAGGCCACGCCCACCAAGGCCGAGAACCCACUCACACCCACCCUCAGUGGUUUCUUGGAAUCGCCUCUGAAGUACCUGGACACGCCCACCAAGAGUCUUCUGGACACGCCUGCCAAGAGGGCCCAGGCUGAAUUUCCCACCUGCGAUUGUGUCGAACAAAUAGUGGAGAAAGAUGAAGGCCCAUAUUACACUCACCUGGGAUCUGGCCCCACAGUAGCCUCUAUCCGGGAACUCAUGGAGGAGCGGUAUGGAGAAAAGGGGAAAGCUAUCCGGAUCGAGAAGGUCAUCUACACAGGGAAGGAGGGGAAGAGCUCUCGAGGUUGUCCCAUUGCCAAGUGGGUGAUCCGAAGACACACACUGGAGGAGAAGCUGCUGUGUCUGGUGCGGCAUCGGGCAGGCCACCAUUGUCAGAACGCCGUGAUUAUCAUCUUGAUUCUGGCCUGGGAGGGCAUCCCUCGCAGCCUUGGAGACACCCUCUACCAGGAGCUCACUGAUACCCUCCGGAAGUACGGGAACCCUACCAGCCGGAGAUGUGGCCUCAAUGAUGACCGGACCUGCGCUUGCCAAGGCAAAGACCCCAACACCUGUGGUGCCUCCUUCUCCUUCGGUUGUUCCUGGAGCAUGUACUUCAAUGGCUGUAAAUACGCUCGGAGCAAGACGCCACGCAAGUUCCGCCUUACGGGGGACAAUCCCAAGGAGGAGGAAGUGCUCCGGAAUAGCUUCCAGGACUUGGCCACUGAAGUUGCUCCCCUGUACAAGCAGCUUGCCCCCCAGGCCUAUCAGAAUCAGGUGACCAAUGAGGAAGUGGCAAUCGACUGCCGCCUGGGGCUGAAGGAAGGGCGGCCCUUCUCAGGGGUCACAGCCUGCAUGGACUUCUGUGCCCACGCCCACAAGGACCAACAUAACCUCUACAAUGGGUGCACAGUGGUCUGCACCCUGACCAAGGAAGACAAUCGCUGCGUGGGCCAGGUCCCCGAGGAUGAGCAGCUGCACGUACUACCCCUCUACAAGAUGGCCAGCACGGAUGAAUUUGGCAGUGAGGAGAACCAGAAUGCCAAGGUGAGCAGCGGGGCCAUCCAGGUGCUCACCGCAUUCCCUAGAGAGGUCCGGCGUCUGCCUGAGCCUGCCAAGUCUUGCCGCCAGCGGCAGCUAGAAGCCAGGAAGGCAGCAGCUGAGAAGAAAAAACUGCAGAAGGAGAAGCUGAGCACACCAGAGAAGAUCAAGCAGGAGGCUCUGGAGUUGGCUGGCGUCACCACUGACCCAGGCCUGUCUCUGAAAGGCGGAUUAUCACAGCAAAGCCUGAAGCCCUCCAUCAAAGUGGAGCCUCAAAACCACUUCAGCUCCUUCAAGUACAGUGGCAAUGCAGUGGUGGAGAGCUACUCGGUGCUAGGCAGCUGCCGGCCCUCCGACCCCUACAGCAUGAGCAGUGUGUAUUCCUACCACUCUCGCUAUGCACAGCCCGGCCUGGCCUCCGUCAACGGCUUCCACUCCAAGUACACACUUCCCUCCUUCGGCUACUAUGGCUUUCCAUCUAGCAACCCUGUCUUCCCCUCCCAGUUCCUAGGCCCCAGUACCUGGGGACACGGGGGCAGCGGGAGCAGUUUUGAGAAGAAGCCAGACCUCCAUGCUCUACACAACAGCCUGAACCCGGCCUACGGUGGUGCUGAGUUUGCCGAGCUGCCUGGCCAGGCUGUUUCCACAGAUACCCACCACCCCACCCCUCACCACCAGCAGCCUGCUUACCCAGGCCCCAAGGAAUAUCUGCUACCCAAGGUCCCCCAGCUCCACCCAGCAUCCAGGGACCCCUCUCCCUUUGCUCAGAGCUCCAGUUGCUACAACAGAUCCAUCAAGCAGGAGCCGGUAGACCCUCUGACCCAGGCUGAGCCUGUGCCCAGAGACUCUGGUAAGAUGGGCAGAACACCCUUGCCCGAGGCAUCUCAGAAUGGGGGACCCAGUCAUCUGUGGGGACAGUACUCAGGAGGCCCAACCAUGUCCCCCAAGAGGACUAACAGUGUGGGUGGCAACUGGGGAGUGUUCCCUUCUGGGGAAAGCCCCGCCAUUGUUCCAGACAAGCUCAAUUCUUUUGGGGCCAGCUGUCUGCCCCCUUCACACUUCCCAGACAGCCAGUGGGGACUGUUCACUGGCGAAGGCCAGCAGUCGGCCCAUCCUGGAGAACGGCUUCGAGGCAAACCCUGGAGCCCCUGCAAGUUUGGGAACAGCACUUCGGCCUUGACUGGUUCCAGCCUGACUGAGAAGUCGUGGGGGGUUGGAGCAGGGGAUUUCAGCUCUGCCCUUAAAGGUGGUCCUGGAUUCCAAGACAAGUUGUGGAAUCCUGUGAAAGUCGAGGACGGAAGGAUUCCCACACCGGGGGCCAGCCAGCUGGACAAAGCCUGGCAGGCCUUUGGCAUGCCCUUGGGCCCCAGUGAGAAGCUGUUUGGGGCCCUGAAGUCGGAGGAAAAGCUGUGGGAUCCAUUCAGCCUGGAGGAGGGGACAGCUGAAGAGCCCCUAAGCAAGGGGGUGAAGGAAGAGAAGAGUGGCCCAGGAAUGGAAGAGGAAGAGGAGGAGCUGUGGUCAGACAGCGAACACAACUUCCUGGAUGAGAACAUUGGCGGAGUGGCUGUGGCCCCUGCCCACUGCUCCAUCCUCAUCGAGUGUGCCCGGCGAGAGCUUCAUGCCACCACACCACUCAAGAAACCCAACCGCUGCCACCCCACCCGCAUCUCGCUGGUCUUCUACCAGCACAAGAACCUCAACCAGCCCAACCACGGGCUGGCGCUCUGGGAGGCCAAGAUGAAGCAGCUGGCUGAGCGGGCGCGGCAGAGGCAGGAGGAGGCUGCGCGCCUGGGCCUGGGCCAGCAGGAGGCCAAGCUCUAUGGGAAGAAGCGCAAAUGGGGGGGUGCUAUGGUGGCUGAGCCCCAGCACAAAGAAAAGAAGGGGGCUGUCCCCACCCGGCAGGCGCUGGCCAUGCCCACAGACUCAGCGGUCACCGUGUCCUCUUACGCCUACACAAAGGUCACUGGCCCCUACAGCCGCUGGAUCUAGGUGCCAGGAGCCAGCGUACCUCAGCGUCGGGCCCGGCCCGAGCUGCCUCUGUGGUGCUUUUGCCCUCAUGCCCGGGGGCGGGUUGGGGGUGCAGAAGUCUCUCUAUAUCUACAUAUAUGGAUAUGCCUAUCAUAUAUAUGUAUUUAUGGUCCAAACCUCAGAACUGACCCGCCCCUCCCUCCCCUACUUCCCCAGCACUUUGAAGAAGAAACUACGGCUGUCGGGUGAUUUUUUUUUCGUGAUCUUAAUAUUUAUAUCUCCACAUUGUUUUUAUUUUUCCCCUUGUUUUGAGGGGCUUUUAAUUUCUCUUUGUUUUUAAAACUUUAUCCUUGUAUAUCACAAUAAUGGAAAGAAAGUUUAUAGUGUCCUUUCACAAAGGAGCGUAGUUUUAAAUUCCAUUUAAAAUGUGUAUUUAUUGGGUUUUUUUUAAAGUGACAAUAGUAAUGGUUACAGAUGGGCAGGAAAGGCCGUCAGUGCUUCCUGCUGGGCGAGCCCAGUCUCCUGGAAGCUGCAGGUUUUCCCAGCUAUCUGCCCCCCACAAACCAAGGUUAGCAUGUAGCCCUGGUCUAUCCCUCCUUCCCACAGGCCGGGGAGCCUUUGGGACCACCCCGUUCCCCUCUGUGGAAUGGGAGAAGCUGUAGACAUCUGGGGGCCCGGCCUGGAGAUGCUGGUGUUUGAUGUCCCCAGAAACCAGGUUGGAAGUAGACAGCUUCAAGCUUGCUAGUCUCCACACUGAAUCCUCUCUGUCCGUUAUUUAUCAAGUCAUAUGAUGUCCUGGUUCACUAGGCAGCACCUCACGCUGGAGCAGGAGUCGAGAGGCUCCUAGGAGCCCUUCCCGUCUCAUUGGUAAAGCCAGUGAGUACCGGGCUGAAAGAGGCUUAGUGGCAGUUUCUUUACAAAAUCGCCCCAAAGUUUGUCGAUACUGAAAAAGGGCUACUGUAUCUUUGAAAACAAGAAGUUGAACCCAAGCUGUGAAGAGCCAGCAUGCUGUGCGGUGCUGUAUGGUGCGGUGCCGUGCAGUGCUGUGUGGUGCUGUGCAGUGCCGUGCGGUGCUGUAUGGUGCGGUGCUGUAUAGUGCGGUGCAGUGCCGUGCGGUGCUGUAUGGUGCGGUGCUGUGUGGUGCAGUGCUGUGUGGUGCAGCGCUGUUCGGUGCUGGAGCCUGGUGCUGUACGGUGCUGUGCGGUGCUGUGUGGUCCUGUACGGUGCUGUGCGGUGCUGUAUGGUGCGGUGCUGUAUGGUGCGGUGCUGUGUGGUCCUGUACGGUGCUGUGCGGUGCUGUAUGGUGCGGUGCUGUGUGGUCCUGUACGGUGCUGUGCGGUGCUGUGUGGUGCUGUGCGGUGCUGUAUGGUGCGGUGCUGUGUGGUGCGGUGCUGUGUGGUGCAGUGCUGUUCGGUGCUGGAGCCUGGUGCUGUACGGUGCUGUGCAGUGCUGUAUGGUGCUGUGCGGUGCUGUAUGGUGCAGUGCUGUACGGUGCUGUGUGAUGCUGUACAGUGUGGUGCGGUGCUGUGCCGUGCUGUGUGGUGGUGUGCGGUGCCGUGUGGUGCUGAGCCUGGUGCUGUAGUAUUGUGCUGGGACUUUUCUGACUCUCAGGGCAGGUGGCAUCCUGCCAGAGCUCAGCAAGCCAGUGUGAUGGCAGGUCACUCAUCGUCCUUAUUCCUGGAUCUUCACAUGGGACAAUGGUGCAGUCCUCCCAAGCCCUCGCAGGGCAUGGCCUACACUUCAUUUAAAGUGCAAGGGUCAGGCGUUUUCAACAGGUUGCUAAUGCUUUCCUCCUCUGAGGAGGCCAGUUCUCCAUUGGAUCUUUCUCUCUUCCCUCCUCUUCCACCUCCCAUGUAACACACCCAUUCUAAAAUCCUGGUGCAUUCAUUUGAUCUUUGAAAUGAGAGCGUUGGUGCUUUAAUUUCUGUGAUGUUGUCGAGAGAGGUUGGGCCUGACAGGCAGAAGCGGCGCCGGUCUGCAGCGAGUCAGAAUUUAUGGUGUGUUCAUUUUCCGAUGCUGUUAGCCAUGUUACCCAGCUGCUCGUGUGGACGUGUGUGGUGAGUGGGGGAGGGGGCUUCAUCAGGACACACACAGAGUAGCGGCCAAUCCCUGAGACAGCAUUUUUCAAGUACUUCUAGCCAGGUGUGGUCUUCAUAGACGGAGCGUAGCAGUCCCACGACAAUGCUGAAGGCAAGUCCGAGUCCCCGAGCUUCGCGGUGCCUUGUGCCAGAGCUGAGAGCCGAGCGGCUGGGUGUUGACGGUAGCCCUUCGGAAGCACUGGCAGAGAGUGCUAAAAGGUGUCCUGAGCAUUUUUGUGGUCUGGUUUUAACUGUAAAUAGUGAAAGAUUUUUUUAAGCACUUUUGCCUAGAUUUAAACAGCAACUUGAAAAGAAUAAAAAGUACAUUUUAACAUGGAAUUGUGGGAGAAACUGUAAAUAGUAGCUGCAUAUUUAACGUGCUUUGUCAAUCCACCUUUACCAUAUUCUGUAAAGUUGCAAUUAUUUUACAGGACAGAAAAAUGAAAUAUUAUUGCUUUUGAAAUAAAUACCCAAGAGCUUAUCAGGAUUUAGAAUUAUUCAGAAUUCAGAUUUAUAGGAAAGCCUCUGACCUUCUGUUUCACAAGCUAAAGGAGUCAGAGUCUCUAAGGCGCAUGCUAAUUUUCUAGUUUUGAGGGAAAGUUGGGUCCUUUAAAUGCUAUUUUGCUUAAAUCGCAUCAGUGCUUUUACGCAGGUCUCAUCUGACUCCGUGCUUAGGUAGAUACGGGGGUGCCUUGAAAAACUUCAUUUUAAAUAAUCUUAAAUAUGAUAUUUUACAAAGCAUUUGGAGAAUGUGACCGUGUAUACGGCCCGUGGAAGCCCCAGGUUGGCUGUUGGCUUGCAAGGUCCCAAGUGUGGUCCAGGUGAUUCUGAUGUCGGCAGUGUGUGGAUCUCUCUGACGUGUAUUCAGUAUGCUCCAACCCUCCUCACCAUUUGGUAGCAAAGCCAUUAGAUGAAUGGAGAAACCAGUACAAGCUCAAAAGCAUGUGACGUCCAUCCCCCAAGCCUGCACAGCCUUGGUUCAGAAGCUCUAGGCCAGGACACAGGCUGCUGUGAGGUGAGGCAAAGGCGUUCUGUGUUGGCCUUUCGGGUCAUGGCGAGCGCUGUUUCGGGGCUCGGUGCUGUGGCUGCUGUGCUUGAGCCCAUGCUGACUUUCACACACUACAUGUAUAACCUACCUCAACUCUGUCGUUGAAAUGAGCAUGCUUUAGACGUGUAUUUAAGACGUAACUAUGCACAGUUCUCUAUCCCCCACCCCUUGCUGCUGAAGGCUUCUUAAAGAGAAAAAUCAAAAUUUUUAUUUUUUACUGGCACUAUCAUUUUUUAAGUCCUGAAGAUGAUUGACAAGACAUUUUUAUCAUGAGAAGAGAAAAAAUAAAGCCAUUGCAACUCAAGAACCUGACAGCGUGAGCGAGUUUUAAGAGUACCAUUAUAGCAAGGGAGAUGAUGGCAUUGAAGUCCGCUCCCAGUGUGCCCGUCCAUGGCCACAGUCCACAUACAGCGUUUGGUGUCCCCUCCCCCUUUGUUUUGUUUUGCUUUGUUCUGUUCUCCCUGACUGCUGUGCGAGAGGACUUGGGAAGUUGUAUCCCAAGAGAUUUUCUUUUGUAAUAACAAUCGCUUUGCAGCAGGUUCUCACAGAAUAACCGGUGCUCGCUGGAGAAGCCACCUGUCAGUAGCUCCGCUGAGGGUGGCGCACGGAUUGAAGGGUUCAGCUUGGGGUCUGGUUUUUAGCAGAGCCUACGCACCUGACCCCCAGCCCUCCCGGGUGCUGCUUUGUCUCUUCACCGAGGUGGCCCUGGUGCAUGGGAAGGGCUUCUGCCUUCUCUGGGCCUCCACCUGCUUUUGGGGAAACGGCGGCUUGCAGGGCUAGGGGUUUGGGUGCUAGACGGAAGAACAGAAGUAGCAGCGCUCUGUUGCUUCGUGGCUAUGGCAGUGGAUGUGUGAGGGCGGUUGACAGUAGCUGAACACCGUGUCACAGAGCGAGGAGUUCCUGACUGCCUCGAGGUGUCAAAGCAAGGCCGAGCUGGUGGAACACUGACAUACCCUGAUGUGCCUCAACCAAUCUCCUUCCUUUCGUUACUGAAGUGUGUUUUCUGGACUUGGAAGCAUUUUUAUGAAUUGAAAUAGUCUAAUAAAUGGUGCUAUGGUGUUUCAAUGUGACUGUCCCUGAUCUUGUCUCCCUGAGGUGCUAUCAACGUUUGAAACCACAACCAACCAAAAACAAGGUGGGCUCUGUCUCUCGGCUUUUCUUUCCUUCUCUUUGGGUGCUGUCUUUGUAGACCUCUGUUUACUGCGCUGUGUCUGCUCGGAGCAGUGUUCUGGCUUUGUUGGUUUUGUUUGUUUUUGCUUUUUUUUUUGUUUUGGUUUGGUUUGGUUUUUUGUUGUUGUUUCCCUUGGUGGCCAAAGCUAGGCACACAGAGAAAGGAGCUUGCUCCUCCUAAGGACGGCAGUGGCCUGCCUGCCUGGGUGGGCUCUAUGGGUUUGUGCUAUCUUCUCAGGCCAUAUUAGAAAGGGGUGGUGGCUUUUAGGAAGGAGAGUCAGGCCCUGCCUCUUCUGGUAUGGCAGGUAUUCUCUUGUGGCCCAGGGUGCUAACCCCAGAGGGGCCAGGCUGAGGUCCAGGGGGAAUGCCUUCACCUGGCCCCAGUGGGGACAGGGUGGGCAAGCCUUUGGUUCUCGCCACUCCCUGAUAGCUCCUGGUGCUGAGACUAAAGGCAGGUGCUUUCAUUGUCCCUGAUGCCACCACGGCUUUUAGUUGGUGCUAAACUUCUCCUGUGUCCACAUAAGCUGAUGUAACUUUUAAGAACUCGACAGGAAGCUCCAUUUUUAUAUCAUUCACUGUCACAAUUUUUUUUAAAAUACCUCAAAAACAGGACAUUGUGACAACUUAGAUUCCAUGAGGGUGUGACACCCGAAGGUUGUCCAUUAAAUGACUUCCUUGCCCUCUACACAGCUGAGAUCACUCUCUCUGCUCAUCAGCAGUAAAUGGCAGAGUGCCCAAGGGAAAGAGUGUGGUUGGAUUGUUUUCAUACUUUAGUUUUGCUUUUGAAUAAAAUGUGAAUCUACUUUGCCCAUCUCAUCGCGCUUUCUGUCACGGUUGCUGUCAUUUGAAAACUCCCACACCUGGUUUUAUCUGCUGUCCCUGCCAGGCAAGCUUCACCACAUACCCUGGACCAAAAUAACACAUUGGCAGUGCAUGACCCAACCCAGGCUCGCAGCUCCACUCACGCCCAUCUUCACCGAAGCGCUGCCUUCCUGGCAGCGCUGCCCAAGAGGGCAAAGCAAUAGGCUUCUCACCUGAGCAGAGGGAAGCGGCAUAGAAGCCGGGCUCUGGACUGUGUGCCUAAGGAUCAGUGAGCUGUUUGGCCUGCUCCACGUUUGCUUCUGUUCUGAUAUCAGGGAUGCUUUCUGUAGGGUGUCGUUCAUGCGCUCCUCGCUCUGACUGCCCAUCAUUCAGGGGGAACCCUCGCUCUUCAUAUGGGGACUUCAGAUAUUAAUCGGCUCAUCUGGACAUCCCAAAUUUUCUUGAUUCCGAUGCAGGUUUGUUUGUUUGUUUGUUGUUUGUUUUUGAGGGGGGAAAGACAGACAGGAGUGGUGUCAUUUCUUUUCUCGCGUUUAAAGAAGCAAGGACCGGCUAUCUCAGCAUUCUAAUGCUUUAGACUUGAUCUAGAACCCUUGUAGCUUUUGGAUGUGUUUUAUUUCUUAUCUCUUUGAAUUCCUGUUUGGUUACCUGGCUUCCAAUGGAGGUGAAUUUAACAACCAUACUUGAAUAUUCCGUCUUGACUUUGUAAACUGUGGCUACUUGAAAUGAAGUUUAUCUGGGGUUGAUGGAUGAAUGGUAGGUUUUUGCAAUGUCUCAAGGCAAUAGGAUGUGUAUUAUUAAACUGUAGAUAUCUUAGUACAGUAAAUUUAUGCUAAUAAUUUUAUUUUGUAUAAUUUUUACCUUUUUGUUAAUAUUUUCCUUCCACUUUAUUGGUUUGUCUCCUGAGCUACCGCCUUCCUUUCCCUUUCCUUCUCCCCCAGUGUUUCAGUAAAUUUAAUUUAGGGUGCCUAGAAAUUGCAAGUAUGUAUCCUUUUUUGAUUUGUAUUUUAUUAUAAUUUACACAAACAACUGGGUUUGUGAACUGUAUUACUCCUGGCAUCUUUAAAAUAUUGUGGGUGUUUUAAUAAAUUUUAUAUUUAUUUUUUGCACUCAAAUUCUGUGUGAGCUCUUUUUUUUUCAUCUCUCUCACCUUGAGCCAGAACUAAAUUGUGACAUAAAGGUACCCUGAGGUCUUGCCCUUCUGUAUGUAUUAUAGAUACCCAGAUGAAGGCUGCCUCAGAGCAGUGAGGGACCUGCUCUCACCUUGCUUGGGCCUAUCAUCUGAGCAGAUGGAGAGCAGAGCUCUGGGGUGCCCUUGGUCAGCUUUUCUCUGCUUUUCCCCCUUCUAGUCAGUUUGGAUUCAGCUGUCCGCACUGCCACCUUAGAGCCGCUAGGAACCGUCACACGCUGGUGGGUUCUGAAGACUGACACAGCCGAGUAGUGAGAUGCAAAGCUGGGCCCAGCUUCUGCUGUCCCUGGACAGAGGGGGUGCCUUUGGUCCAGGCUGCAGUUCUGGCAGUGGCUGGGUUUGGGGAAACUGAGCUGAGAAAGAAGGAUAAAUGGGCAGGAAGCUCUGCCCUAUGCUCGUCCAUUUCCUCUGCCUAAAAUGUCCCACCAAGCAGAUCUAGCAGCAGAAAUCAGCCACCCAGCAAACUAGAGGUUCAGUGAUUUUGCCAGAGGAACCUUCUAGAAAUGCCCAGGCACACUGUCCAAGGUCCUGUUUAUAUCUAUGCACCAUAUGCCUGGUACCCUCAGAGGGCAGAAGAGAGUGUUGGAUUCCCUGGGACUACAGGUGGUUGUGAGGCACCAUGUGCAUGCUGGGAAUUAAACCCAGGUCCUCUGAGAGCAGCCAGUAUCCAUCUCUCCAGUGGCCCCCCCCCCCUCAACACACCAAUUUUGGUUUUGUUUUUCUGCUUCCAAUUGCAUUUGAAGUUCAGUUAAGUGUCUCAUUUAACCCAACUUCCUGGUCUAUCCUGAUCUUCAUUUUGUCGCCACCCCUACCUAGCCACACUGCUUGGUCAACAACUUUAUUGAAAGUUCUACUGCUGGUAGGACCGGAGAGGUGACGUAGAAGUUAAGAACACUUACUGUUCAUUCAGGGAACCUGAGUGUUCGGUUCUUAGCACCCUCAUCAGGCAGGGUCUAUAACUCCGGCUCCAGAAGAUCUAGUGUUCUCUUCUGGUCUCUGUGAGUAUCUAUGUACACGCAUACAUGCAUGCGCGCACACACACACAUACACACACACACACACUGCAAAAGCAGCUCCUCUGAUGAGGGUUUAGAGAUGUUGUGGUCUAUGACUAAAGUGGUCAUUAGGAGUUAUUUUAGUACUAUAUCUACUCAGCAGAAUAACAAUAUUAGGUUAUCUCCCCUGGGGCUUAUGCCCUAUCUAGAUCCAAGUUCUUGGUCCCAUUAGCAGUGCCAGGCAUGGGUUCUAUCUAAUGGAUUGGCCCUUAGAGCCAAUCAGAAAAUGGUUGGUUACUCCCACGAUACUCUCACCACUGUUGCGCAGUGGGUAGAUAUUGGCAGACUACUAGUUACUGUGGCUGGCAGGGUUCACGGCUGGGUGACUACUCUCCUCCAGGACCAUCCCUAGUAGACUCUGAAAGCUAGCCAGUUGGGAUGAAGCUUCCAGGUGAGUACAGUUCGAUUUUUCCGGAUUGUGUGAUUCAGGUAUGUGCUGUCUUAAGCAUUAAGGUUUUACCAUAAGUGCACAGGAUAACCAAGAGUAUUGACAGUAGCCUAUGAUGCUUAGGGGCCGAGGGGACCCUGCUGGCCAACAACUUCUUAAAAAGAAAAACCCUCACAUGGUCAGCAUGCAGGGAAUAAGAAACUGCAGAGGGCUGUCCUGAAAUGGAGUGUUCAUAGCACAUGCGCACACAUGCAUCAGGUGGUGUUGUGCAAGGGGGGAAAGAGUGUAAGCCCCAGAAGUGGUGAGUGACUGCGAGGACAUGGUAUUUCCAGACAGCAGGCGAGCAGUUACACAGAACUCACUGGCAGUUGUGACAGCAUGCACAAGACCAUACAGUCUCAAGCCAGACAAAAUCCCAGCAUGCACAGGGAAGUUGGCACAAAAUCCCGCCACUCUGAGGCGCUUUGGCCUCUGAUAGCUGCCGGGAGAGGGGGUCCGUUUUCUUUAAAGCCAUGGCUGCACUCCCAAGGGUAGUGGGUGGACUGCACAAACUGCACUUGACGGGAAGGAAACACCAAGUUGAGUGGGUAGGGAAGUGAGCGUGGGGCGGGCAGGUAGAGGCGCUGGGUGAGGGGAAGGGAGUGUGGAGUUCCCAAAGAA
Molecule: messenger RNA, 18382 nt
Organism: Alexandromys fortis (reed vole)
Lineage: Eukaryota; Metazoa; Chordata; Mammalia; Rodentia; Cricetidae
Gene: Tet3
Product: tet methylcytosine dioxygenase 3
Exons: 11
Coding region: 4999-9996 (1665 amino acids)
Biological process (GO): positive regulation of transcription by RNA polymerase II
Cellular component (GO): nucleus
Molecular function (GO): zinc ion binding; DNA binding; DNA 5-methylcytosine dioxygenase activity
Source: RefSeq, a predicted model, not a curated record